CAAGGUAAUUUUUAAGAGAAAAUUCUCUCCGUGUAUACAUCUAACUAAAUUUUCAGAUACUUCGGCGAUACUAUACUUUCCGUGUAAUAAAUAUUAACAGCCUAGACAAAUUUCUAUCAAACUAGCACACUUUUUCAAGAGUAUAUUUCAUCGAGAGAGAUCAAAGAAAUAAAAUUUUCAAUUCUUCAAAAUUCCUUCUUUACCACGUUCGCUUUUCCUAAUAGGAAAGUGAGAGCCCUUUUCUCGCAGAGAACACCCGCGAGCAUCUUUCUUUCAGGUCGCCGGUCGCUUCUCGGCGGGUCGCGGAGGUAGCACGGACUCGCGGCGCGGGCGUGCCUGUCGAGCGGAUGUCGAAGGACCUGAAGAGAAGAGGGGUAGAUACAGAAGGAACCCGCUGCCAGGUGUACGUAUUGCCUAUAGGGAUAGGUAGAAAACAAGGUGGGAACCAUAUGUUGAUCUGCUGACGGGCGCUCUGGCACGCGCCAGGCGCACUCAAACUCGAGCCUUUACACCGCGAGGAUCGGGGCUGUGGUGUCCACCUCGGCGUCUUCCCGCCGCCGGCUUGAACGAACGCCUGACAGCUCGAUCCUGAUGUUUCCUUUCUCCACGGCCCACGUGUAGAAGACCUUCGAUACGAGAAACAAAGUGAACUGAGAUACCACUCGGCGAGGACAAAGUUCACGCGAAGAUUUGCUCGGAUCAAUUUUCACGUGGGUGAUGUGUCCGACGGUACAUGCGGUAUUCUUCACGCACAGAAAGUCUAAUAUAUCCUUAUCGAAUAUAUUUCGUUAGACGCAAUGGAAUCGUUCCGUCGCGGUGUGUAUUAGAUAUUAAAACCGUAAGGACAGGUUUAAGUCGCUUGUCCGCGUUGACAAACCCAAUGGGAUGUGAAUCAAUGACAACGAACUUUGUGCACCAACCCUUUCUUCAGCGUGACGUCGACAGGCUUUGAAGACAUGAAAAUUUCGCUUGUACAAGGAAACAACAUUUCACCUUACAAGACGCAACUCUGAUGAGGCAACUGCAUGUGCUGCGCAUAGAGAUAUAUUCUCAUUGUGCCAAGUCGAUCGAGUAACUUUUCAUCGACAAUCCGACCAUGGCCCUGCUAUCGAAUCAUCACUGCAACUACCAGAACACGCAAUCCGACAUGUUAACACCCGCGUACCCGACUUCAGUGAGAGGCUACGACCCCCUGUACCCAUCGCCGUACAAUUCUCCGAACUACGAGUCCACGAGACUCGCGUAUCGGGACAAUUGCACGAACGAGAGUGAACUCACGCCGCGAAGAGACGUCGAGACGCUGGACUAUGCCAAGGACAUAGUGUCGGACUACACGAGGACCCCGGAGGGAUACGAUCGAGGACCUUACGGCGUCCUGACGCCCGUCACGCCGCAGAGAUACGAGCCGCCACACUCGAUGGACCAGACCACGUCGCCGCGAUCAACAUUGUACGAGGAAAGUUCAAUGGACUACCAGCCGCCGUCGUAUUGCUACGAGACGCCUCCUCAGGAGCCGAGGUACCAACCCCUGGAGAAUAGCAAGCCGAUCCUCACGAUCGUCGAACCUCGCGCCAAUUGUUGGGAGCCUAUCAUCUCGACACAGAGAAUGCCGACGACCCCGCCGGUGAGUCCGCGGAAGGGUAGACGAAGAUCCCGCGACGUGCCGCCGUCGCCAACGGUGCUGAAGCGCCGACGUCUCGCUGCGAACGCACGCGAACGCCGUCGCAUGAACGGCCUGAACGACGCCUUCGAUAAGCUACGCGAGGUCGUGCCGAGUCUCGGGACCGAUCACAAACUCAGCAAGUUCGAGACUCUACAGAUGGCACAGAGUUACAUAGCCGCUUUGUGUGAUCUUCUACAGAGGCACGACAGCAAGAGAUAAAAAUUUGGGAGCGGCUCCUAAAAUCGAAAACGCAAGUAUCACAUGCGCAAUUCAUUCUUUAAGUACCCUGGCACCGUUUCUCCAAAAACAUAUUCACCUGAGUCCAACACAUUCAUCUUCGAUCCCAUUUUCGAGAAAUUCUGCGAUACAAUAAUAAUAUUUAAUCACAACUUUCCCUUUUCUAUAAAAAUUCAAAUACAAUUUGAAUUAUUUUGACUUCAAGAUUAAUUUCCCCAAGCUCUAAUAAGUAUAUUGGACCAAUGUUGUACUAAACUCUUAAAUUCGUAGUAUUAAGAAAUCAGUCAUUAAAGUUUAACGCGUUGGGAAAUUAGUUAAAGGAACGAAUAACCGUUAGCUAAAAUUAAUUUAUAAUGUAAUCUUAAGAUGUAAGAUUGAUCAUAAAACGCACAGAUAUUUCAAUACAUAUUUAAUGCGUAACAAAAAAAUAUAUAUUAUAGUGAUCGUUGUAAAAAUGUAAUAAGACUGAACUGCACAGAGGCCUUCUCAACUUUGUCAUUUAAUCAAUUUUAUAACUUAAUCUAAAUAAUUUGAUAAAAACUAAUCACUGUUCAUAUAAGACUUAAGCAUUUUUGCUAACUAUUUCUAUUAUUAUUACUCAGAGAGUGAUUUAAAUGGCAAUAAAUAAUUACGAUUUUGAUACGUAUAUAAUAUGCUGACAAUUUUUUUAAAUGUAUAUUUUUUAUAGUUUAAU
Monomorium pharaonis (pharaoh ant) is the source of this 2594-nucleotide messenger RNA. RefSeq names its product protein Fer3. The transcript is spliced from 3 exons. Bases 1097 to 1882 code for a protein of 261 amino acids. Gene Ontology annotation, molecular function: protein dimerization activity. NCBI's taxonomy places the organism in Eukaryota, Metazoa, Arthropoda, Insecta, Hymenoptera, Formicidae. The record is from RefSeq and is a predicted model, not a curated record.